AUGCAGAUCAAAGUUAAGACUUUAACUGGACGUGACAUGCCACUUGAUGUUGAACCCCAAGAUAAAAUCAUAAGAAUUAAAGAAAUGAUGGAAGAAAAAGAAGGUAUUUCACCAGCACAACAGAGACUAAUCUUUAAUGGUUCACAGUUGAAUGACGAUCAGACUGUUCAAGAGGCCGGUAUCCAAGCAGGAGCUUCUUUACACUUGGUUUUAACUUUAAGAGGAGGUAAUUAG
Messenger RNA from Candida dubliniensis CD36, 234 nucleotides. It is a transcript of the gene RUB1, whose product is annotated as NEDD8 family protein. Gene Ontology annotation, molecular function: ubiquitin protein ligase binding; protein tag activity. Gene Ontology annotation, cellular component: cytoplasm; nucleus. Lineage: Eukaryota; Fungi; Ascomycota; Pichiomycetes; Serinales; Debaryomycetaceae. The coding region runs from base 1 to 234 and encodes 77 amino acids. The transcript has a single exon. The record is from RefSeq and is a predicted model, not a curated record. Gene Ontology annotation, biological process: protein neddylation; regulation of proteolysis; modification-dependent protein catabolic process.